Molecule: messenger RNA, 681 nt
Organism: Pedinophyceae sp. YPF-701
Lineage: Eukaryota; Viridiplantae; Chlorophyta; Pedinophyceae
Source: the annotation of a GenBank genome assembly
AUGGGGGACGUCAAAAGCCUGUACAGCCAGGCGAUGAAGCUGAUUGUGGACUUGAGAGGGAAUCUAGAGAAGCUCGAGGCACACGAACAGGUGGCGUAUCCCCCGCCGGCGUCCGCCAGCCUCAUGGAGAAGUCCAAGGCGAAGAUGCGCGAGCUCGACCGCAUCAGCAGCGCCAUGGAGAGCAUGUGGCGCAUGCAGAGCCUCAACAAGCCCGCGCGGCCCGGCGACGCGUGGAAGACACGAGUGGAACAAGUUAGUGAAAGCGCUUCUUCAAUUCGGAUGGCACUCGAGGAAGUGAUGGGGCGAGAGGGACGCCGGCGGGUCGAACAGAGCGAGCGCGAGCAGCUCCUGCAGCGCGUGCGGAUAGGGGACGCGGCGGACAGCGUGCGGCGCGGCUUCGACGCCGAGGCGCAGGCGAUGAAGUCCAUCAGCAACAGCAAACGCAUCCUGGCGGACUCCCUCGAGCAGGGUGCCGCCAUCCUGCAGCGUAUGGGCGCGACGCGGGAGCGCCUGAAGAGCGCGCACCGCAAGGUCCUGGACGUGGCGAACGUGCUCGGGGUGUCGGAGUCGCUGCUGCGGGUGAUCGAGGGGCGGCAGCGCAUCGACCAGCGCAUCGCGUACGGCGGCAUGGUGGCAACACUGCUCCUCAUUGCGCUGCUGCUGUACUGGAAGCUCCGAUGA